Messenger RNA from Morus notabilis, 1169 nucleotides. Its product is annotated as malignant T-cell-amplified sequence 1 homolog. Gene Ontology annotation, biological process: formation of translation preinitiation complex. Bases 147 to 692 code for a protein of 181 amino acids. Gene Ontology annotation, molecular function: RNA binding. NCBI's taxonomy places the organism in Eukaryota, Viridiplantae, Streptophyta, Magnoliopsida, Rosales, Moraceae. The transcript is spliced from 8 exons. The record is from RefSeq and is a predicted model, not a curated record.
CUGCAGUGCGCGUGCGCGGUUGAAGUUGCCGGUGGCUUAAGAUCGAUCCAUUCCUAAAAGGCUAAAACCUCCAGACGACAAAUAUCUACAAGUUUUCUUCGUUCUUCAUUAAAGAUCUUCACUUGGUCUCUCCUUCAAUACCCACAAUGUUCAAAAAGUUUUCCGCGGAAGAUGUUUCCGCACAAAACCAGGUCAAGGCAUCUGUACAACGCAAAAUUCGGCAAAGUAUUGCUGAGGAGUACCCUGGACUUGAGCCAGUGUUGGAUGAUUUGCUUCCGAAAAAGUCUCCCCUGAUUGUUACUAAAUGUCAAAACCAUCUAAAUCUGGUUGUGGUUAACAAUGUGCCACUGUUCUUUAACAUUCGUGAUGGACCUUAUAUGCCUACCCUAAGACUACUUCAUCAAUAUCCAAAUAUAAUGAAGAAGUUACAAGUUGAUAGGGGUGCAAUAAAAUUUGUCCUUGCUGGCGCAAACAUUAUGUGUCCUGGCCUUACGUCUCCUGGCGGUGUUUUGGAUGAUGAAGUUGGUGCAGAAACUCCUGUGGCCAUAAUGGCUGAAGGAAAGCAGCAUGCUCUUGCAAUUGGCUUUACUAAAAUGUCAGCAAAAGAUAUAAGGGUAAUCAACAAGGGAAUUGGGGUGGACAAUAUGCAUUAUCUUAAUGAUGGUCUCUGGAAGAUGGAGCGCUUAGAUUGAGGAUUUUGAAAGGCUAAUUGUGUGACAUCUUCCACAUUAUUAAAGGAAAACAACUUGUCAUGAAGCUAUAUUUGGCAGCGGAAUCCCUGUGUUUUGGGCAAUUGCAAGAUCAUGAAAGCUAAAGGACCUAUUUGUCCUCUAUGUACUGAAGGGGAAUAGUUUUAUCAUACAUGCACAUCAAUCCUUUGAUGAGUUUCCCUUAUGAGUUGAUAAAUUUGAUUUUGGUAUAAUGGCUUGCAUUUCAUAAGUAUUACCGCGUUUUCUUGAAAAAAAAUGUACUUGUGAAUCUGAACCUCCUCAAACAUCAGUUUCGCUUCUCUUGGCCUCGUGGAUUUUCACUCUUGCUCAAAUAGAGUAUUGGGCAAACAGAAUGGUGGCAAUUGAUGGAUUCUUGGAGCAUGACAUACACAUGUACAACUCCAUGUCCUGAUUUUUUUUUUUUUUUGGAUCUUGGGGACGUGGGAAUUUGAACGUUUU